Messenger RNA from Xenopus laevis (African clawed frog), 5479 nucleotides. RefSeq names its product lipoxygenase homology domain-containing protein 1 (gene loxhd1.S). Lineage: Eukaryota; Metazoa; Chordata; Amphibia; Anura; Pipidae. The coding region runs from base 315 to 5078 and encodes 1587 amino acids. The record is from RefSeq and is a predicted model, not a curated record. The transcript is spliced from 28 exons.
UGGGAAGGGAGUGUGACUGUGGGAUAGCAGGUAUAGUAGGGAGAGAUGGUGCCUAUAGUAAGACUUUUAAUGACAGGAGCUAGAUGUUACACAGGGAGAGAAUGAUUAAAUAAACCUAUUAAAUGCAUCAUGUACAGUAUGUAUCUGGUAUAUAAGGCCUAGAGUAAACCAGAGUUAUUCAUAUAUCAAGAGGUUUAUUACCAUUCCUAUAAUGAUUGCAGGCUGAUGACUUUAUUAUUGAAGCGGUGAGUCUGAAGCAGGUGAGAAGAGUGCGGAUCGGACACGAUGGGAAAGGAGGAGGCUGUGGGUGGUAUAUGGACAAAGUUAUAGUGAGAGAAGAUGGGAAACCAGAGACGGAGUCUCUUGAAUUUCCGUGCGACAGGUGGUUUGACAGAAAUGAAGAUGACGGUCACAUCAUUAGGGAGCUGGUUCCUGCUGGAGGCUCACAGAAUCUGAGCAGUAUCAGCUAUCACUUUCAGAUUAAAACAGGUGAUGUCAGCGGGGCCAGCUCGGAUUCCCGGGUCCUUGUCAAACUGUACGGAGAGAAGGGGGACACCAUCAAACAGUUUCUUCUGGUUUCUGAUAACGACGUGGCGGAUAACUUUGAGAGGAGCCGAGUGGAUCAUUUUACCAUAAAUACCAUCGAUAUUGGCAAUAUCAAUAAGCUGCUGAUUGGCCAUGACAAUGUAGGGCUUCGAGCAGGUUGGUUCCUGGCCAAUGUUGUGGUUCAAGUCCCUGCCCAUGGGAAGCAGUACAUGUUUCCUAUUAACCGUUGGCUGUGCAAGGACGCUUGUGAUGGGAAGGUGGAGGUGGAAGUCUACUCUAGUGAGGUGAAAACUAUAGAGAAAUUGGUAAAUUAUGAAGUAACAGUAAUCACUGGCAAUGUGCGGGGCUCUGGAACCAACGCCAGUGUCUUCAUGCAGCUCUAUGGAGAUAAAGGGAAGACAGAGGAGACAUUUUUGAAGAGCCGCUCUAAUGACUUUGAAAGAGGAGCUGUUGAUAUAUUUAAGAUUGAGGCCGUGGAAGUGGGGAAGAUCCGCAAGCUCAGGAUUGGCCACGAUGGCAAGGGCCUUGGCGACGGCUGGUAUCUGGAGAGUGUCGAGAUCAAGCGAAUUGGAAUAAAGAUGAUGCCCGUGGAGAAGCCGGACAAAAAGAAGAAAUCCAACAAGAAGAAAAAAUCCAGUAAAGAGGAAGAAGUGGAGCUUCAGCCUCAAGAAGUGGUCGAGUCCUACAAGUUUGAAUGCCAACGCUGGUUGGCCAGGGGGGAAGAAGAUGGAGAGCUGGUGGUGGAGCUUCUGCCUCUGGAGGAUUCAGAACUGCAAGAGAACAGCUAUGAGGUCCAUGUAUUUACGGGCACAGUUUGGGCAGCUGGAACAGAUGCAAACGUUUAUGCCGCCAUAUACGGAGAAUUAGGAGACACUGGAGAACGUCAGCUAAAGAAAUCCAACCAUCUGAACAAAUUCGAGAAAGGACAGGAGGAUAUCUUCACCAUAAAAGCUGUUGAUUUAGGAGAGCUUAAGAAACUGAAAAUCCGCCACGACAACAAGGGUGCCAGCGCCGGCUGGUUCCUCGAUAAAGUGGAGAUUGUGGAUGAGAAGGACGACACGAAAUAUUUCUUCCCAUGCCAAAGGUGGCUCGCUGUCGAUGAAGACGAUGGACAGAUCGCCAGGCAGCUGGUACCUGUGAAUGAGGCUUUUAUGAAGAAAGAUGAAGAUGAAGGGCAAGACCAAUCGCUUGCCACACUUGGGUUGGAACAGAAAGCCAAAUCAACAACUUACACAGUAAAAAUAAAGACCGGAGAGAAGAAGAAUUCUGGGACAGAUGCCAACGUGUUCUUAAUCCUGUUUGGAGAGAAAGAUGAUACAGGGUUCAUGAACCUCAAGGCUUCCAAGACCAACAAGAAUAAGUUUGAGCGAGGCCAAAUCGAUGUGUUUACAGUGGAGGCCGUGGAUAUUGGGCCUCUGACCAAACUAAAAAUUGGGCACGAUAACGAAGGCACCUCCGCUGGUUGGUUCUUGGACUGGGUAGAGAUUGAUGCCCCAUCACUUGGUCAGCGGAUGAAGUUCCCCUGUGGUCGCUGGUUGGAUAAAAGUGAGGAUGACGGCACCAUUGAAAGAUAUCUGUUUCCUUCCGAACUGCAAAUGGAGCAGUAUGUUCCAUUUGUUCCGUACGAGAUCACGGUCUACACCAGUGAUAUAUUUGGGGCUGGGACGGACGCGGAUGUCUUCGUUGUUCUCUACGGCAGAGACGGGGUCUGUACUCAGCAGAAAUCCUUGUGUGUGAACAAGAGAGAGCGGAGAUUGUACUUUGAGAGGAAGUCAGUGGAUCAGUUCAUCGUAGAGUUGGAAGAUGUUGGGGAUAUCAUUGAGAAGAUUCGCAUUGGGCACACUGGUAAAGGUAUCAACUCAGGAUGGCAUUUAGACAGAGUGGAAAUUCGAAGACUGCUACCAAAUGGAAAGGGUUCCCAAACCGUAACCUUUCCAUGUGAGCGGUGGCUUGCCAAAUCCGAGGACGAUGGAGAGACAAUGAGAGAACUAGUGCCAUCGGAUAUCUUUACAGAGAAACUCAUGGAUGACGGGACCUUGAAACAGAUUGAGAUGGAAGUAGAAGACCCUCUGGAAACCCACACUUACAGCAUAUCUGUGUUCACUGGCGACAACUACGGAGCGGGAACGGACGCCAAUGUUUUCAUCAUCGUUUAUGGAGAUUUGGGCGACACGGGAGAGAGGAAACUCAGCAAGUCAGAGACCAACUCCAACAAGUUCGAGAGGGGGCAGGUGGAUAAAUUCGAAAUAGAAGCGGUGGAUCUUGGCACCAUCUUUAAGAUUAAGAUCCGGCAUGAUAACUCUAUGUUGAGCCCUGACUGGUACUUGGAGAGGGUAGAGAUCCUUAAUGAAGUGACGGAAGAGACGUAUCUGUUUUUGUGUGAGCGAUGGCUAUCCACCAAGAAAGAAGACAAGAAGAUAGAACGAGUGUUAUAUGAGAAGGAGUACGACGGGGAGCGAUUAAGCAUGGGCAGCUCAUCGAAAAGCUUCUGGGGAUCAUCCCUCAGUCUGAGAAGUCAGGAUAACAAUGCCAACGUAAAGGGGAAGAACAGCCUAGAUGGUUCUCACCAAGAUGGAAUAUUGAUCCCGUAUCAUAUCACUAUCACCACUGGCCAUGACGAAGUUGGAGGAACAGAAAGUCAUGCUUAUGUCAUCAUCAUGGGGCCCCAGAUGAAAAGGACAGAGCGACUUUGGCUGGACCUGCCCAAAGAGAAGAAAGGCUUUGCACCAGGCUCAGUGGAGAAGUUCUCUGUUGUGGGACUGGAUGUUGGAGAGAUUAAAAAGAUGGAGUUGGGCCACGAUGGGGUUACCCCAGAAAGCUGCUGGCUAGUGGAUGAGAUCCAACUAACAGUGCCUAACAAAGGAAUCAUGUAUACCUUUAUCUGUAAAUGCUGGUUUGCCAAAGAUAGAGGAGACGGACUCGCUGCACGGGUCUUCAAUAUGCUGGAUGCAACUGCCAUCACUAUUGGCCGAAAGAUUCUCUAUGAGGUUACUGUUGUCACUGGAGAUGUACCAAACGGGGGUACUGAUGCCAAUAUUUAUAUUACCUGCUUUGGAGCAAGUGGGAGCUCAGAGGAAAUGCAGCUGCCAAAAGGGGAUGACAGGUUUGAGAGAGGCCAGCGUGACACUUUUGUCACGGAGAUCGCUGACAUCGCCCCACUGAAGAAGAUGAGAAUGCGCAUAGAUGGGAAGGGCAGCCGUCCAGAGUGGUAUUUCGAACAGAUCACCUUGAAGAACCUGACCACCAAAGAGGAGACAGUGUUCAUGUAUGGGGACUGGUUGUCCAAGACCAAGGGCGAGAGGAAGACGUUGUCCUGUGAAAUGGCGGCCACAGUCGAUGGUGAAGAAAUGGUGGACACUACGACGUACAUUAUACAAGUCAAAACGAGCGACGUGUCGGGAGCCGGUACCGAUGCCAAUGUGUUCCUGAUCAUCUUCGGAGAGAACGGAGACUCUGGCCCUCUGGCACUGAAACAGUCCAACAAUUCCAACAAGUUUGAAAAGGGAAAGAGUGAUCUUUUCAGAUUCACAGAUAUGUUGAGCCUUGGAGAUCUAUGCAAAGUACGGGUCUGGCACGAUAACUCAGGUAUUGGCCCCGGCUGGCACCUGGAAUUUAUAGAAAUAAAGGACGAGACCAUGAACAGCAGUUUCCGCUUCCAGUGUGACCGAUGGCUCUCCAAGAAAGCAGAUGAUCAUCAGAUCAUAAGGGAACUCGCCUGUGCCAACAACGCAAUCCUGGACAUGAAAGAACGAACGUCUUAUGAGAUUGUGACAGUGACGAGCAACAGGGAUGAUGCCGAGACCAAGGACAAUAUCUGGAUCAUCUUGGAGGGCAAAAAAGGGAGGUCAAAAGAAUUUACACUGGAGAACUCUUCCAAAAAGCGGAGGUUUGCACGGGAUGCAACAGAUACAUUUAAGUUUUCUUCCAAGAAUGUUGGUGACGUUGCUGCCAUCUGCGUUGGCCAUUGCCCCAAGGAUGGAAGGAAGUUUUCUCCAAAGCCAGAUUUAUACUGGCACGUCAAGGAGAUCACUGUGACCGAGAUGGAGCUUGGAAACAAGUAUAUCUUUAACUGCAAUGCCAAGGUGCCACUCUGCAGCAAGAGGGACGAUUACAAAGUGUUUGAGUGUGCCAAGGCCAUCGAGAGCUUUGCCAGCCGGGCCCGCAGUUUGGUACCAGUCCAAUACGAAGUCAACGUGGUCACCAGCUUUGUAAAGGGGGCGGGAACAGAUGCCAAUGUGUUCCUCACGUUGUACGGCUCCAAUGGAGAUUCAGGGCGGCAUGCGCUAAAGCAGAAGAUGCGGAACCUCUUUGAGCGCAGCAAAACCAACCGCUUCUACAUAGAGACCCUGGACCUUGGGGAAAUGAAGAAAGUCCGCAUUGAGCACGAUAACAGCGGUAUCAGCCCCGGGUGGCUGCUGGAGAGGGUGGAGACCACCAACACUGUAACGGGCGUCACCACCAUAUUCCCUUGUGGAAAGUGGCUCGACAAGAAGAGGGGAGACGGCGAGACCUGGAGGGACCUGUUCCCAUAAUACUAAGCCCCCCCAUAUUUGUAUCACUGAGAGACCAGCGCAGGGCGAUUCAGUUAACCCCUCAAGUGCCUGAUACCGUAUCACUGGAUUUAUACAGAUAUUAUACUUUUUGUAUUCUGUUUUUGUACAAAGAUUGGAUUUAUGGAGAUUCAGGAAUAUGUCAAAUACGGGUAUUCAAUAUCCAAGAGCUCCCUGCCAGGGCUGUUCUUAAUGUUGGGGAUGGCAAAAUAUCCUGUGCUGGGCCCCGUUAUUUAUAAUCCAACCUGCACCCCUACAACUCUAAAUAUUCCUCUCCAGCCUUCCCUGCUAAAGACUCUCCAAACUCCAGCUUUUGUUAAAGGAGAAGGAAAGCUACCGAAGCAGUUUAUUGCCAAUAGAUUAGCCACAAUAGUGCAAGCUAU